CAACAUUGCCACUCGGUGGAACUCAACGUAUUACAUGCUGCAAAGUUUUUGACAUAUAAAGAUCCUAUUGUUUCCACCCUGGCCGUCACAAAUGCACCUGUCCAGCCUUUAUCCCAAGAAGAAUGGGCUGUAGUGGAGGAGAUGUGCACCRCCCUCAAGCCCUUUGAAGAGGUCACUGUUGAACUUAGUGCAGAAAGCUAUGUCACUGCCUCCAAGAUUUUACUUCUGGCCARGAGACUGCAGAGAGCCACAUCAGAUUUUCUGAGAAGAGCAACUACACCUAUAGCAAAAGACAUUGUGAAGUCUCUUUGUUCAAGCAUGGCAACAAGAUUCCACAAAAUGGAACACCACAACUUGUUUGYCGAUGCAGCGGCACUUGACCCUAGAUUUAAGAGAAUGACAUUCACAGAUCCUAGAGCUGCAGAUGAGACUUACCAAAGAUUAUCAAAUGCAGCAGUAAGACUACCUCUCAGCAGCAAUGAGCCCACACAGGAAGAGGUCCAAGAGGAAGGAGCAGGCAGUGCAGCACAGAAAUCUGUUGUUUGGAGCUUCUUCAAUGAACAAGUUGCAGGAACGGAGACAACCAGGAAUCCGACGUCAGAUGCCAUCAUGGAGAUGCGAGCUUUGGAGCCUCUACUUCCAAAAACUGAAUAUCCUCUCAAGUGGUGGCAAAGUCGGGCCCUUGUGUACCCCAGGCUUAGCAAGCUCAUGGCUAAGAAGCUUUGUGUUGUUGUAACGUCUGUCCAAUCUGAGAGAAUAUUCUCCAAGACUGGUCAAAUUUCCUCUGAGAGAAGAUGUCGCCUUAAACCUGAARAAGUCAGACAACUUGUCUUUCUCAAUGCAAAUUUGCCAAAUGAUGAGGUGAAACAGAAGAAAGCCUAA
Messenger RNA from Austrofundulus limnaeus, 882 nucleotides. RefSeq names its product zinc finger BED domain-containing protein 4-like. The record is from RefSeq and is a predicted model, not a curated record. Gene Ontology annotation, molecular function: protein dimerization activity. Gene Ontology annotation, biological process: regulation of transcription by RNA polymerase II. Bases 142 to 882 code for a protein of 246 amino acids. NCBI's taxonomy places the organism in Eukaryota, Metazoa, Chordata, Actinopteri, Cyprinodontiformes, Rivulidae. The transcript has 3 exons. Gene Ontology annotation, cellular component: nucleus.